Messenger RNA from Magallana angulata, 3736 nucleotides. RefSeq names its product lamin Dm0-like. Bases 209 to 1981 code for a protein of 590 amino acids. NCBI's taxonomy places the organism in Eukaryota, Metazoa, Mollusca, Bivalvia, Ostreida, Ostreidae. The transcript is spliced from 11 exons. The record is from RefSeq and is a predicted model, not a curated record.
AGAAAUAUUUUUUCUUGUAUUUAGACAAAAUGAAUGAGCCACGUUACACUUUAGAAGUUUUUAUUAUCCAAACCGGUAGGCUUAUUUUCGUUCAACCAGUCCCUAAGGCAAAUCACGUGACUCUGAAAAGGCGGGUAACCACGCUUUUGGAAGCCAUUUUGCGGUAAAAUCCGUGAAGCGUUGGAUCGGCAGAAGAAAGAAAAUAGAGAUGGCGACCGUGACACCCUCAAAGUCCCGGAGAUCUACCCGAACCGAGGAGGAAUCACCCUCGACUAGUGGGGUCACAUCCCCGGGGAGGAGGGCUAGGGCGGCAUCGCCCGCGCGCAUCACCCGACAGGAGGAGAAAACUCAGUUACAGAAUCUGAACGAUCGUUUGGCGGCGUACAUAGAUAGGAUCCGAAAUCUGGAAACAGAGAACAAUCGAUUGCUUGUGCAGGUGCGUUCUACGGAGGAAACCGUGUCACGAGAAGUGUCCAGUGUGAAAUCGAUGUACGAGAAUGAAUUGGAGGAUGCUCGCCGGGUUUUAGAUGAUACUGCCAAAGAAAAGGCUCGUCUGCAGAUCGAGAAUGGAAAGCUCAAAGCAGACGCCGAUGAAUGGAAGAGCAAAUACAGCAAAAGAGAUCGGGAGGCUAAAGAUGCUGAAAAUAGUGCCCAGAAAUUGCAGAAAGAAAACAAUGAUCUACAGGCCAGGACAAGCGAUGCGGAGGCAGCAAGGAAGGCUCUUGACACAGAAGUCAAUAAAUUGAAAGGAGAGUUGGCCAAUCUGGAAAGGCAGCUUGCACAUGCGAAGAAGCAGUUAGAAGAUGAGACACUGCUGAGGGUGGACCUACAGAACAGACUCCAGAGCACAAAGGAAGACCUGCAGUUCAAAACGCAGAUGUUCGAACAGCAACUGACUGAGAGGACAGUGACUACUUCCAAAGAGUAUGAUGAAGUUGAUGCCUCCACUAUCAGAGAGGAGUACGAGAGCAAGAUGCAGGAGGCUCUGCAGGAAAUGAGGGAGCAGCACGACAGGCAACUCCAGGAAGUCAGAGGAGAAGUGGAAACUAUUUACGAACGACAGGUGGGAUCUCUGAAGAGUGCCUUGAACAGAAGUAUGAGUGGACCUACAGCUACUACUGAUGAGAUUAAGAUUACAAGGAAGAGAAUCGACGAGAUGUCCUCUGAACUCACAAAGUUAAAGAAGGAGAAUGCAGCUCUUGAGGCCCAAGUAUCAAACCUCCAAAGUCAGCUGACACGGGAGCAAGAAGAGUUUGAAGAGCGGCUGACCAUGAAGGACCAGGAGAUAGCAGACCUGCGCUCCACCAUAGAGGAGCAGAGCCAGGAGUAUGCUGACAUUCUGGAGGUCAAGAUCAAACUAGACAAUGAGAUUGCCACAUAUAGAAAGCUUUUAGAAACUGAAGAGGAAAGGUUAAACAUGUCACAGACCUCCUCCCCAGGAUCUACCCCAGGCAGCAGGCGGGGACACAAGAGAAAGAGAGUAGCCCUCGCUGAACAAGUCCAGGAGUUCGAAUCUCACUCAACCUCAGGGUUCUCUUCACAGUCUUCUUCCUCUGGAAAUAUUAACAUUGAAGAAAUUGAUUCAGAUGGAAAAUUUAUCAAACUUCACAAUGAAUCUGAUGAGGAUGUUGCAGUUGGAUCUUGGCAGUUGCAGUUGCGUCACUCGGAAGCAGAUGAUGCAGAGAGUAAAGCACACUACAAAUUUCAUCGCUCUCUUCAGAUGAAGGCACACACAUUCUGUACAGUGUGGAGCUCUGGCACUGGUCAGACCCACAGUCCACCAAGUGACCUAGUUAUGAAGGGCUCAAAGUGGGUCCCCAACAAAGAUGCCAUGGUCUGUGUUCUAAUAAACUCAGAUGGGGAGGAGGUUGCGAGGAGAGCAAUGACCAAGAAAGUUCAGAGAUUUACUACCUCUACAUACAGACCUUUGUCAGAACCUGGAGCAGAGAGAGCAGAGAGGGAUAGGUGUUCAAUCAUGUAGACAGGUCGUGGUUUCCCAAGGACUACCAUGAGGAGGGAGUAUUAAAGCAUCUCGCAGAUAGAGCUAUAUUCUGUGUAUAUCCAGACCUCAACUUCUCUUGCCCAGACCCAUGUAGUGUGUUGUGAUACGAAGGUCUCAAGUUUAUGCUUAUCUUUGGUACUUGAAUUAAAGUAAUGGGUUAGUCUCAUUAAUGUAAAUUGAUAGGAACUCUUAAGAUGGAGAUGUUUAUGCAUUUUUAGUAUUUCUCCAAAAAUUGAACCCAAGGCAGCAAUGUUUUGUGUACAUAACGAUGUUAUCUCAAGGAAUCCCUUUACUAUGGUACAGAUGUUCAUGUACAGUAAAUGUAUUUUCUCCCUUAUGAAUGGGCAUUAUUUGUAAAAUUGGAAUUUUUCUGCAUUGUGUAAGACUAUGUCAAACAAUUACAGUGUGUUCUGCACUGCUGGUAGCAUAACUCUUCUUUUCAUCUGAUAUCACCUUUAUCAUGUUUUUAUAGUUCAAUCAAAACCAAUAAUUGUAUACAUGUACAUGUAGUACCAUAAUUCAUGUUACUGAAGUGAGCAUAAUUUUGUAAACCCACCUUAAAGUGCACCAAAAGAUAUUUUUUUAAACUGUGAACAAUUAGAACAAUUUUGUUUACACUUAUUGCAAUUUUUUGUUGUUGUUAUAAGUAGGAUGCAUUUGCAGGGCUUUUUGAAAUGCAUGAAUAUUAUACAUGUGCUGAUUUUUUUUUUGGCCAAGUUUACACUAGGGUUGUGUAUUUUGUUCUCUCUUACAGUAGCUUUGAUAUUGAAAGUGCAUUAACAUGUACUGAUAUUUCAAAAUAUUCAUGCACAGUUCCUUCCUAGUAGUUAUUGUUAUUUAUUUGUCAUGUCUUUGCUAAAAGUAUGUUCUAUCUCUCCACCUAUAUGUUCAGUUGUUGAUAUACACAAUGUAUACACUGUAUUCAUGAUUGGUUAUAGUGAUUUUUUUUUUUUAAAUAUACAAACAUAUCUAAAUCAUGUAUGCAUUUUUAUUUCAAAAUGUUGUGGUUGGUUAAAAAUUUAACAAACAAAUGCUAGUCCAUCAUUGUACAAAAGGAUGUUUUGCAAUUCUUGAUUGUAAUAAUGUGAACGUUUAGAUAAAGUACUUCCAUUUUAUGUAGGGGUAGGGAUUGUUGUAGCAUUGACCCUUCAACAUUUGUACAAGUUUACCGAUCCAUUUAGAUUAUUUUAUACCAGUACAUUUAGGAAUGGUUUGGGAGGUAACUGGAGACAAAUCUUAUUUUCUUGGAAUAUACUUGCUUUAAAUUUUGUUUAAAUGUUGCUUAAAAAGUGCUUCUUGUAUUGUUAACUGGAUUAUCAGGGUAUAUGUUGCAUAAUGGUGCAUAUAUACUGUAAAAUUAUUAGAUUUCAUGGUGGCUUUUAAAUUUUUGUGGAAUUAACGGGUACCUCUCAUCCAUGCAUUAACAUCCUCCAUGAAUUAAUAAAUUAGACCAUGAAGUCAUAUUUCCUUAUGUAGGUAUAAGAUAAAAAAAGAAAAUGUUUUCCCACCAACCUGCUAAAUUUAAGCAAUCCAUAAAAAUUAGCCCCCAUGAAUUUUAAUGAAUAUACAGUAGUUACCAUCUUGUUUUUCUAGGUGUUAAAUUUUGGCAUUUGAAUCGGUGUUGUCUCCAGUAUGCCUAUGCUUUUAAUUAGUUAAAACUUAUAGAAAUUUUUAAAUGUCUACUAUCCAUUUAUAGAGCAUAUACAGUAAUAAAACAAUUCAUAUUUGUGUAAA